CCUGCCGCACCGAUACAGCCGGGGGAUGAGAUACCUGCCUCAGAGGAUGAGCAGAGGAGGUUGGAGAGGUUUAAGAAAUAUGACCCUCCGCUUCGGGGAGCUGCAUAUGAUUGGUGGCGUACAUUUGAGCUGUCCAGUCCGGAUCAGGCUGCAUCCUUGACUUGGGCACAGUUUUCUGCUAUGUUUGAGAAAGAGUUCGUUCCUCAGAGUCUCAGAGAUGCUUGGCGUGCGGAGUUUGAGCACUUACGUCAGGGUACUAUGUCAGUUUCUGAGUAUGCUAUCCGCUAUACCAGGUUGGCGAGGCAUGCACCUGCUUUGGUUGCCACAGUUCGAGAGAGGGUUCGCAGGUUUAUAGAGGGCCUUAUCCCUCCUAUCAGGUCCAGCAUGGCCCGAGAGCUUGAGAUAGAUAUUCCGUAUCAGCAGGUGGUGAACAUUGCUCGGAGGAUUGAGGGUCUACACGCCAGAGACCGGGAGGAGAGGGAGGCUAUGAGAGUCGGGUCGCUAUUCUGGCACCCGGACUCCAGCAGCAGUGGCACUUCAGCUCCUCCCAGACCUCAGGAGCCCUAUUAUGCACCUCCAGUUUCUAGCGCGCCCCCUGCACGGGGUGCUCACAGAGGACAGUCUAGCAGGGGAGGGCCCAGUCAGUCUCAGCCGCCACGCCCUCCCAGAGCUUGCUAUGAGUGUGGUGAUUUGCGCCAUAUGGUUAGGGAUUGUCCCAGAUUGGGUAGAGGUGUAUCUUCUCAGACCCCACAGCCUCAGCAUGCUCCUCAGAGUUCCCAGGCCAUGGUUCCGGCUCCAGCUGCUACCCCACCUGCCCAACCGGCUAGAGGCGGGGGUAGCGGAGGAUUAUCUCGAUGUGUUCCCAGCUGA
Messenger RNA from Nicotiana tabacum (common tobacco), 870 nucleotides. Lineage: Eukaryota; Viridiplantae; Streptophyta; Magnoliopsida; Solanales; Solanaceae. The record is from RefSeq and is a predicted model, not a curated record.